UUUGUGUUGUUUGUUGUGUACAUGUAGAUUUAAAAAGAAUUAAAUAGAAACAGAGUUCUAAUAAGCGUAAAACAUCAAAUACUUCACACAAGCUAAUGUUUAAAUUACCUACCUUUUGAGCCGUGCAUUAGUCGGUUUUCAUUCAUAAUUUUUAUUUAUUCUUAGUUCUUAGAGAAAUUGGACCACGGGUAUAAAUAUGAACAAAAAAAUUAACAAAUGUUAAUAAUUUAUCACUAAAAUGAAUAUUAAAGAGGAACAAAUAUGCUAUAAGCUGCUUUGCAAUGCUUGCCUUUGUGUUGGAAGGAAGCUACAUGAAAUAUCUGAUGAGAAAACAGUAAAAUACUACUUGAAUGCUUUGAGUGAAAUUCCUCUGUACAAUCCAUCAACAGUAAAUCUGCUGAUAUGCUGGGAGUGUAAAGCACUGCUACAAAAGAGUGUGUCCUUCAGGGAGCAGGUGCAGGACUCAUACCGGAUAUUACAAACUUACACCAAUGAGAAUCUCCAUGAAUGCCUACUCUCCGAUGUGAGUCGUCCACCUCGAUUAAAGCUACAUAAAACUGAUCCAGUGAACAUAUUGCCCUUAGAAGGCUUGGAAACUUUUACUGAUCCUAUUAAUUGCCUUAAAUAUGAAUUCAAACAGGAAUCGAAGAAUGAUGACGAUGAAAACACGUUGGAAGACGAUGGCAUAUUGUCAGAUUCAUCUGACAAUACGAAACAUUCUGAUUCUGACAUCCGGGAUAUAGAGGUAAUGUGUUCCAUGAAGAGCGGAAAAAGGAGAAAGAGAGUUGGCACUAAAACUAAGAAAGCUAAGAAGGAGAAGAUAAGCAAGGUUCUAGAAGACUGUCUGUCAUCGGAUGGGAGUGAAUCUCGUUUGAAUAUCACUUUAGAAGCAACUGACUUACCUCCAGAAGCAUUCGAAACAGUCCCACAAGUACCUAUGGUGUGUGUCAAAGACAAAUUUAAAGAGGAAUGGGAGGAGAAAGAAGACACAAAUGCAUUAGGCGACGACGAUAAUGCCAUUAUGUCGGAUUCAUCUGACAAUACGAAACAAAUGGAAGCUGACAUUCGGAAUAUUGUUUGUGACGUGAAGAAGGGAGAGAAGAGGAAGAAAGACAGCACUAAAGCGCAGAAAGUUAAGAAAGUGACAAGGAAAAAGACGAAAUCUAUGAAAGAUCUGCGCCAAAAGAUACUAACUAUAGAGCUUACAUAUGAAGAGUUGUUAGUAGAAAGAGAUAGAGAAUCGACCAGAGACACGUAUAUGAAGGCGGAGUAUAAAUGUGAGAGCUGUCUGAUUGGGUUUAAUUACAACAAGUCAUAUCAAGCUCAUGUGGCUGCUAAACAUUCAGAGGAUCUAGGCGACUACGUGUGCCCCAUAUGUAAAACUAUAGUACCGUCUAUAGACUCCUUCACUGGACACUACAAGCGACACAUGAGAAGUUCGAUAGACUCGCACCGUUACCACAAAGACACCCACAAGGCGCGCCUGCAGUGCUCGGAGUGCGACAAGACCUUCAGACACAGAACUGGACUCAUGAAUCAUAGACUGGCAGUACAUGAGUAUCACAACGUGUUUCCGUGCACGCUUUGCGAUAAAGUUUUCAGAUGGAAAACCAGUCUGAAGCGACAUCUAGAGAAGCAUGAAGUUAUGAAGGGUAAAUCGCCAUCGUCUGCAGCAUACUGUUCGACAUGUAAUAUUAAUUUCUCGUCUCUAUGUUCGUACCAACGACACAUGAAGAUCAGCUUGAAACACGUUACGCAGGACCAGUUCAAGUUUAUAUGUGAUCACUGCAAUAAGCGGUUUUCUGAUAAGACGAAGAUUAGAGACCAUAUUGAAGAGAAACAUCUGCAUAAGACAUUCCAGUGCCAUAUAUGUCUAAAGCCAUCAAAGAACCGAGUAGGAUUAGACCAGCACAUCAGGAAUGUUCACAAAGGAAGGCCAAACAACAAGAUGUGCCAUCAUUGCGGAAAAGGAUUCCCGACUAAGGUGCAGUUGGAAUCUCACAUUCGCACACACACCGGAGAGCGGCCGUUUAUAUGUGAAUUCUGUCCGACUACGUUCUCACAGCAGUCGAAUCUAUACAAACAUAAUCGACAAGUACAUCUAAACAUAAAGUCCAAACGCUAUCCUCUAGGUAAGAGAAAGGAUGACACAAGUCAAGAUGACAAAGGUCAAGAAAUACCUCCUUUGGGACCAACGCCCAUAGACCAGUACAGAAUACCGAUGCUUCAGUAUACUACUGAGAAAUCUUUCGUCAUAUAAUCGGUCUGUCAAGAAAGAAGAUGCGGGGGAAACCUGGAAACCGUCAAGACGCCUAGCUUUUUGGGGAAAAAGACUAGGGAGUGUGGUAUUCGUACCUCACUAUAGCCACCCUCAGCACCUGUAAGGGACACCGGGUGCAGCGCCUGAUACAGCACAUCCCUAGGCAGACGUGCGUGUCCUUUGAUCAUCUCUUCACGGCAGUACGUGACUUUUAUGCUACCGUAUUCUCUGAGGUCACUUUUUUUUAAGGGGCAAAAUCAUCGAAAGACGUCUUCCACCUGGGUGAGGAGGGAGGGAGUGUCA
Spodoptera litura is the source of this 2563-nucleotide messenger RNA. NCBI's taxonomy places the organism in Eukaryota, Metazoa, Arthropoda, Insecta, Lepidoptera, Noctuidae. The record is from RefSeq and is a predicted model, not a curated record.